This is a messenger RNA of Gryllus bimaculatus (two-spotted cricket), 831 nucleotides long. The record is from the annotation of a GenBank genome assembly. Lineage: Eukaryota; Metazoa; Arthropoda; Insecta; Orthoptera; Gryllidae.
AUGUUGGAGCAGAAUGUCAUUCUUGUGUGCCACACGGUGUCCAUCUGGCUGACGGUGACGCUGGCCGUGUGGCGCUACAUCGCCGUGGCGCACCCGCAGCGCAACCGCGAGUGGUGCGGCCGCGAGACGACGCUGGUGGCCAUCGCCGCCGCCUACGUGCUCAGCCCGCUGCUCUGCGUCACCCACUACCUCGCGCUCACCAUCUCCUCCGGGGAGGCCCCGGUCGACGGCGACGGCAACAGGGUAAACGACUACAACAAGAGCGACCACAACGUGACGUACUACGUGGUGGACCUGAGCAAGCAGGGCGAGACGAUGGUGGACAUCAACUUCUGGACGUACAGCGUGCUCAUCAAGCUGCUGCCCUGCGCCGCGCUCACCGCGCUCUCGCUGCGCCUCGUGUGCGCGCUGCUCGAGGCCAAGCGGCGCAGGGAGACGCUGCAGGGCGCCGCCAAGUCGGGUCCCGGGGCGCGGCGCGGCGCAGACAAGAGCCGGCAGACGGACCGCACGACGCGCAUGCUGCUGGCCGUGCUGCUGCUCUUCCUGGCCACGGAGCUGCCGCAGGGGCUGCUGGGCCUCAUGUCCGGGCUGCGCGGCCGCGACUUCUUCGAGCAGUGCUACUCGCGCCUGGGCGAGCUCAUGGACUUCCUGGCGCUGCUCAACUCGGGCAUCAACUUCAUCCUCUACUGCGCCAUGAGUAGGCAGUUCCGAACGACGUUCCGGGCGAUGUUUCGGCCGCGCUUCCUCGACCGCUGGAUGCCCGUGCCGCAGCGCUCGCAGUCCGACCACAACGGCCACACCAACCACGUGACGCAGGUCACGCAGGUCUAG